AUGGAGCCCUUUCGCGUGCGCCUCAACUGCAUCGACCAUUAUCAGGCGAUCGCGUCGGAACUUGAUCCUCAACUGCCUAUUCGAGAUGGCGUCUUUGAAAAAGAUUAUAGGCCUAGGGUGCCUGUUAUCAGAGUCUUUGGAGCUACUGAAACAGGUCAACGGGUCUGUGUACAUGUUCAUGGCGCAUUCCCAUAUCUCUACAUCGAAUACAAUGGGUCUUUGGCGCCCGAUGCGGUAAGCUCCGCUAUUCAAACACUGCAUCUCUCCAUAGAUCAUGCCUUAGCCGUCAGUUUUCGCCGAAACGCCUACGACAGGAAGACUGCUUUCGUGGCGCACAUCACCUUGGUCAAGGGAACUCCCUUCUAUGGCUACCAUGUCGGAUACCGAUUCUUUCUUAAAAUCUAUCUCCUCAACCCAACUUACAAGGGUCGACUUGCCGAUCUUCUGCACCAAGGGGCUGUCAUGAAGCGGCCCCUACAGCCCUACGAAAGUCACCUGGGGUACGUUCCUCAAUGGAUGUGCGAUUACAAUUUGUCCGGCUGCAACUAUAUGGACUGCAGUAUAGUCAGGUUUCGCUCACCAGUGCCAGAGUAUCUGGAAAUGAAUAACUUGAACCACCGGUGGCAUGAUCGAACGAUCGACCCAGAAAGUAUACUUGACGGGCCAGCCCUUCAGAAACAAAGCCACUGCGCGCUGGAAGUGGAUGUUUGUGUCCAAGAUAUUUUGAAUCGAUCUCAUGUCAAGGAGCGCCCUCUUCACCAUGAUUUUACGGAAAUGCUCCGACCGGCCGUCAUCGAUGAGCGACUAGUCCCGAGUGUGGCCGGGUUAUGGGAAGAUGAGACGCGGCGACGCAAGAAAAGAAUGGGAAUCGUUAACCCCGGAAAUACGCCGUUUGCUCCAGAUGAGCUCAUCUCGAUGUCUGCUAAUUCAAGGGACCAGUCCAGAGCUGGCUGGGUUCACGAAGAUGAAUUUCAUGAGAUGGCUCGACAAAUCGCCCUGGCCGAGAAGGAGGACGCUGAGGAGAAGAAUACAUCGUUUGAGGAGUUUUUGGACACAAACCAAUAUGAAAAGAAUGUCAAGACCUCAUUGAGCAGCGUUGAAGACUUUUAUCCGGACAAAAUUGUCAGCUUUACAAUGUAUAACCACCCGCAGGUACCCGACGAGUCAGUCACGGUUUCUGUUGAUGAAAGCCUUGCAUUAUCCUCUCAAGUUGAUGACAGCUUUCUUUUUGAUCUCGACCACUCAGAUGGAGCACUAGAGGAUAUUCACGGCCAAGAAAAUAAUGCUGUUGCAAACCACCCGGCGGAUGAAAGUUUCUAUGACGGUGUUUUUGAUGAACUCUCAACCAAUCUGCCCUUCCGUUCGUCUGGUGAAAUAGAUCCUCUGAAUGUGGCAUUGGAAGACAAACAGCACGGCGAAUUACCCAGGCCAGAUGUUGAAUUUGAAGGAGAGCCCAGCGAAGAUCGCCCAGGAGGCUUAUCCCUCAAGCACUCUAUCGAUGGCGCCUUUGGCUCUUAUAAACCACCCCUCAAAAAGCCGAGGUUCUUUGUGGAGGAUGACUCUGGCCCACAUCAGUCAGAAAUCACCAGAGAAACUGGGGAGGUAGGGGAUAGAGAAACCGUGAGCAAAAGCUCAUGUCUACAAUUCGAGCCACCAGCGUCAGACCCCAAGUCGUCCUCGUCACAGAAGACCAUCCGGGUGAAGCAACACAUGUCAGACAGCAGGUUGAAGUUUCCAGUGGUCAAGGAUCCCAAUGAUCCCUUGACCAUCUUACGUUUUAGUCAAGACGACUCACAGCAUUCAAAGGAGAAUAGACUAUCUCAGCAAAUGCCAAGUUCUUUUCCCUCGGGAUCAACUACGAGUACAUCAGGACAGAUUAAUGCGCUUGGUGGCUCUUCAGUUCUUCCAUCCUCUUCGACAAUUGUGGAACCAACCGCACUCGAUCCGCAUAUCGCAGCACUCAAAGAAAAUAUCCAUCAUUCAUUUGCAUUUUCGCCCGAUAGUGCGUUGGCGAUUUUCAAGUUUGCAGGCCCAAGCUCGACUGAGGUCUCCAAAACUCUGAAUGACUAUGGCAGGCCAUCUGUUGUCUAUCAGAAAGCAUACUAUUCUGAAGAAUCAGAUGUGCCUGAAAGACCCCGGGAAUGUGCUGGCCGGGAAUUUCGACUCGAAAGCGACACAAUACCUUUCCUCCCUGAGUUUGAUCCGACAGGAAACUCACCUGCGAUGUUUGGUGAGCAAUGCACCGGUUCCUUCGAUCGCGAGCGCCAAGAAAGAGCCGACCAGCAGAUGCGAGAGUCUUGCACUGCUAGAGUUUGGGAGUUUGCAGCAGUGCCUCCUAGUCGUUCUGAAGUGAUCGAAUGGUUUGAAAGUACCCAAGCGAAUACCGUGACAAACUCCGCACCUGAAAAGCCAAUUCCAUCGAGAAUUGAGACAAAGGUGGAUGCCUUGUCGCAGAUCGAAGGGCCGACCCAAAAACCACUGGAAUUCAAAAAUUCACAGAAAGCAAAGACAAGCGUGGAGCACCAGGCGCAGUAUAUGAGCACUAUGAGUUUGGAAGUUCAUGUCAACACCCGUGGAGCUCUCUCGGCUAACCCCGAGGAGGAUGAAAUCUCCUGCAUAUUUUGGUGCAUACAGUCUGAAGAUGAUGACAUCGAGGUUAACAGUCACAUUCCUGGCGUCCAUGUUGGCAUGAUAUACCAAGGCGAAGGGGAACCCCCCGUAGCUAAGAUCUCCAAAGCGUUACGAGUCGAACUAGAGCAUGAGUCAACAGAACUGGAUAUGAUUAACAGAUUGGUUGAUAUUGUUCGUGAUCUUGAUCCUGAUAUCAUCACGGGAUAUGAAGUACACAACGGUUCUUGGGGCUAUGUGAUCGAACGCGCGCGAAAAAAGUACGAUUUCGAUCUCUGCGAGGAGUUGUCUAGGGUCAAAUCGCAAGCCAACGGAAAAUUCGGGAAAGAGGAUGACCGCUGGGGCUUCGAACAUGCUUCUUCUAUCCGAAUGACCGGCCGACACAUGAUAAAUAUAUGGCGUGCCAUGAAAGGCGAGAUGAACCUGUUGCAGUAUACCAUGGAGAACGUUGUUUUUCACUUACUGCACCGCCGGAUACCGCACUACUCCCACCGGGAUCUCACCCAAUGGUACCAGAGCGGACAGCCUCGUCAGGUUUACAAACUCGUAGACUAUUUCACUUCUCGGGUGCAGAUGAACCUAGAAAUUCUCGAGGCCAAUGAGCUUAUUCCUCGACUCAGUGAACAAGCUAGGCUCAUCGGCAUUGACUUUUACUCGGUCUUCUCUCGCGGCUCUCAGUUCAAAGUUGAGUCCUUGAUGUUUCGAAUUGCCAAGCCGGAGAAUUUUCUGCUUGUGUCCCCGAGCAAACAGCAGGUUGGACAACAGAAUGCGCUUGAAUGCCUACCACUGGUUAUGGAGCCACAAAGUGACUUCUACACUAGCCCCCUUCUGGUUCUCGAUUUCCAGUCUCUCUACCCUAGCAUAAUGAUUGCCUAUAACUACUGUUACUCGACAUUCCUGGGGAGAGCAGCAUCCUGGCGUGGUCGGGACAAGAUGGGAUUUCUAGAUUACAAGCGACAACCCCGUCUCCUCGAGCUUUUGAAAGACAAGAUUAACAUUGCCCCAAACGGUAUGAUGUACGCAAAGCAAGAAGUGCGCAAGUCACUCUUAGCUAAAAUGCUUACGGAGAUCCUCGAAACCCGCGUGAUGGUGAAGACUGGUAUGAAGGCUGACAAACACGACAAAAUCCUGCAACGUCUUCUCAACAAUCGGCAACUGGCUCUCAAGUUGAUUGCGAAUGUCACAUACGGAUACACCUCCGCCUCGUACUCUGGCCGAAUGCCCUGCUCUGAGAUAGCAGACAGCAUCGUGCAGUCAGGGCGGGAAACACUUGAGAAAGCCAUCGCUUUCAUUCACUCAAUCGAACGAUGGGGCGCCGAGGUUGUCUACGGCGACACAGACAGUCUGUUCGUCUACCUCAAAGGUCGAACCCGCGACCAAGCCUUCGAUAUCGGCGAGGAAAUUGCACAAGCAGUAACCGAAAUGAACCCUCGACCCGUGAAGCUCAAAUUCGAAAAGGUCUACCACCCGUGUGUACUGCUAGCGAAGAAACGCUACGUCGGGUUCAAAUAUGAGCAUCGCGCCCAAACCGAGCCAGAAUUCGACGCCAAGGGCAUCGAAACUGUUCGUCGAGACGGCACUCCCGCCGAACAAAAGAUAGAAGAGAAAGCCUUGAAACUUCUCUUCCGAACCGCAGACCUCAGCCAAGUGAAGUCCUACUUCCAGCGCCAGUGCAGUAAAAUCAUGCAGGGCCGUGUUUCGAUACAGGAUUUCUGUUUCGCCCGCGAAGUGAAAUUGGGCACAUAUAGUGAACGUGGAACAAUGCCCGCCGGCGCAAUGAUUAGCACGAAACGCAUGCUCGAGGAUCCCCGUUUAGAACCGCAGUAUGGCGAGCGUGUGCCAUAUGUCGUCGUUACCGGCGCACCUGGGUCUAGGCUCAUUGACCGCUGCGUUGCGCCCGAAACGCUGCUACACGAUGCGCAGCUUGAACUUGAUACAGAUUACUACAUUACCAAAAACCUCAUCCCGCCCCUGGAGCGAAUCUUCAACCUUGUCGGCGCGAAUGUCCGGCAAUGGUACGACGAAAUGCCCAAAGUCCGGCGUAUUCGGCGCGUGGAUAAUACAGCCUCGACUGUGCCACGGCCGGGUAUGCAAUCCGGUGCCAUGAAAAAGACCCUUGAAUCAUACAUGCGCUCUUCCUCGUGUAUUAUUUGCCGAGAGAAGUUGCUAGAUGCAGCUGUGCCGCUCUGCGCAGGUUGUCUUUCUCGUCCGCAUAUCUCACUUCUGGAUGUCGUUUCGCGAUUACAGCGUGCUGAGAAACGGGUCGUUGACCUUGAGGCGGUUUGUCGCUCUUGCAUGGGGGUUCCUUGUGGUGACACAAUUGCGUGCAACAGCAUUGACUGCCCGGUUUUUUACUCUCGUACUCGAGAUGUGGCUCGAUUGAGUCACACAAGAGGAGUUUUGGGACCCGUCGCUGAUUUAUUGGAGAAAAAAGGGGAUGAGGGGCUGGAUUGGUGA
Molecule: messenger RNA, 5085 nt
Organism: Penicillium manginii
Lineage: Eukaryota; Fungi; Ascomycota; Eurotiomycetes; Eurotiales; Aspergillaceae
Product: DNA-directed DNA polymerase zeta catalytic subunit REV3
Exons: 2
Coding region: 1-5085 (1694 amino acids)
Biological process (GO): error-prone translesion synthesis; double-strand break repair via homologous recombination
Cellular component (GO): zeta DNA polymerase complex; nucleus
Molecular function (GO): DNA-directed DNA polymerase activity; nucleotide binding; DNA binding
Source: RefSeq, a predicted model, not a curated record